AUGGACUAUCAGCAAGAGCAAACCCAGGAAUUGGAAGUGCUAGAAUCCAUAUACCCAGAUGAGCUCACUGUGAUUAACAACAAUUUUCCCAACACUCAAUUCGAAGUCAAGCUACCAUUAGAUCUCGUCCCGCUAGACAGUUCUUCCUUUACAGCUGAUUCUUUGACUAAAGAUCACUGGAUUGUGAUAAAUAUCAGAUUUUCAGAAACUUAUCCAGAUGUGGUGCCCACAGUCAGCAUAGAAUGUGAAGAAGCAAAGAAAGCCGGCGUGGCAGACGACGACAGCGAUAACGACAACGAUAACGACAGCGAAGAUGACUCUGAAGUUGAGUACGAUGACCACGGUAAUCCCCUUAUAUCCAAACUAUCCAACUUGCCGGAUGAGGUCAGUUUCGAAGACCAUGUUCGCGCGCUCGAAUCUCAGGUCGAAUCCCAAGCCAACGACGAUAUGCUUAUCGGCAUGCAAAUGACUUUCGCACUGGUUUCGUGGCUAAAAGAAUCGUGCGAGAGGUUUUUCCAAGAACAAUUGGCUGAAUUGGAGCACGAGCACGAACGUAGACUCGCGGCCCGUGAGAAGGAAGAGCAGAAGAAAUUCCACGGGACCAAAGUUACCCGAGAAUCGUACCUCGAAUGGAGGGCCAGGUUUCGUGAAGAAACCGGACGUAAUGAAAGAGACGCUGCGCGCAAGAAAGAUGCCCACGGCGGCAAGUUGACCGGCAGACAGAUUUUCGAACAAGGUCUAGACGGCAGCGAAGAUGCGGAGGAAGAGUAA
This is a messenger RNA of Lachancea meyersii CBS 8951, 771 nucleotides long. The record is from the annotation of a GenBank genome assembly. Lineage: Eukaryota; Fungi; Ascomycota; Saccharomycetes; Saccharomycetales; Saccharomycetaceae.